This is a messenger RNA of Podarcis lilfordi (Lilford's wall lizard), 2128 nucleotides long. The record is from the annotation of a GenBank genome assembly. NCBI's taxonomy places the organism in Eukaryota, Metazoa, Chordata, Lepidosauria, Squamata, Lacertidae.
AUGCCUAGGGAGAUCUCUGCGUGCUUGCAAAACAAACUUUUGGCUCAGAGCGGUGUGGGCUACUUCAUUAACGUAAGUAAACUCUCUGAAAGCCUGUGAUUCAGUCGCAAAAACUUAGCUUACCCCACCUUUGCUAUGGAAAAAUACUAGCCUUUGUACAUUUGUUCAAAUACCCCAAUAUCACUCAACUGUCCUGAUUUGAGCAGCACAUCACUGAUUCACAGAAGCCGCCCUUGCUUCUGUUUGAAUUCUGGGAUGUUCCACUUCCACUGCCUCACCUUCACUGCCUCCUCCUGGGUGGCCGGGACGGCCUUUGCCAUGGCCACCCCCGCACAGCCGGAAGUGGGAGCAGCACAUCUGGAAGUAGACACACUGCUUCUGCCAGCGAAGAGGAAUAGACCUUGAGAAGGCCAUGAGAAAACCUACUGAUGAAGCCAACCACCACCGAGGCAGCAGAGGACAGACAGACAGCAAAGGUUGUCAGGAGCUCGUCCUGCACUCAAGUAGGACCCUGGCAGAGACACAUGCCUGACUGGCAUGUUGCCUCCCUCCUGGUCGAUCGUUCGGGAGCUUCAAAAGCUUUCUUCUGCCCGAACAUCACAGCGACCGAUGCCAACCGACACCGGCACACUUAGGGAUCCGCAGAGUCUUCACAGCUUGAGUGACAGACCUCAGCAACUAAGCAGUUUGGCUAAUCUGCUUUAUUUACAUAUAAACACACACAGAGCACUGCAACAUGGCUCCCUCUCUCUCUAGCAUCAGACAGCAAAGAGAAAAAAGAACAAAGGACAAUAGUCCCACUUCACGGAACACAGUAACACAAAUAUCCUGUCUCCGUCACUUCCCACACUGUGGAGUCAAAACAUAUACCGUCAUGUGAAAGACAACAAUCCCAUGACUGCAGUCACGGAGCAGGAAUUCUAACAAAGGUAAGGCAGGGGCAGCAGAGGUGGAGCUAGCCUCUCCGGCACCCAGAACGGCACACAUGCUGUGCACCUGGAGGCAGGACCCAUAGGGGGUGGAGCCGCCCAUAGGGGGUGUGGCGAGCCGCCCAUGGCGGGCUGCUUCCUGGGUGGGGGAGCCACGCCGCUUUGCCAGCAGCCUUCCUCCAUUCCCUCUUCCUUUUGGCAGCUCAGGGGAGGCUUCCCUCCCCAGAAAGCAGCCCAGGAGUGGGGGGCAAAGGCGUGCUGCCCGCCUGUGACUCCCAAGCCUCCCCCGAGCUGUCAAAACGAAGGAAGAAGGGGGGAAGUCCACUGGCAAGGCCGCUCCACUCCUUCCCCUGACAGCUCGGGGUAGGCUUGGAAGUCGCAGGCAUGUGGCGUGCCAAAUGUCACCCCCCUCAGUGAUGGCACCCAGGGCACACCGCUCCCACUGCCGCCUUCCUCCGCCCCUGAGUGGCAGGCAAGGUUUGCUGUGGCUUGAAAAUUGGGCAGGUGGGGGCAAGAAAGAGCACAGCUUUGAGUGGGUGGGAGAAAGAGCAAGGAAUUUGUGCGGGUGGGGGGUCUAGAAAGAGCCUGUGCUCCCUGAUUGGCUGGGAUGGGCUAUGUGACUAAUCCAGGAAGGGGAAAGGAUGCAAUUCUUGAGGGGUUGUGCUGGUGCAGGAGUUGCAGCCAAUAAGAGAAACAACAGAGGAACAGGUGAAAAGGUGAUUUGGUUUCACAAUAAAUAAUUUUGACAAUAUUCAAAUUGUCAAAUUCAAUAUUCAAAUAUUGAGGUUCUAUAUUUGGCCUGAAAAGCAAAACUAGAAAAUAUUCGGUGCAGUCCUAAAACUUCCUAUUGCCUAGCAGAAUACCAGGGGGUUGGUAUUCAUAAGAGGUACCACUUUCUAGCCAAGCAUUGCAACACGUAUUAAUUUUUUCCAUGGUAAUUCAAGUUAAUUCAGUGUGUUUCUUUCUCCCUCUAGUGGCUAAGUUGUGCAAAAGUACUCAGAAGCCCCACAACCCUUGAGACUCCCUAGGCUUUUAACUUGGAACAAUGUUCUUUGAUGCCAUUUCAGGUCCGUCUUUACCAAACAGUGGGACACUCAAGACAGGAGUUUUUUCCUUCAGGGAAGAAAGCAGGAUUUGCCAACAAAGAGGGAAGGGAGGAAUUUACAAGUAAAUACAAUCAGCAGGGAUGGUGCGAUUAA